This is a messenger RNA of Vespula pensylvanica (western yellowjacket), 1564 nucleotides long. RefSeq names its product glutamate-rich WD repeat-containing protein 1. The coding region runs from base 110 to 1501 and encodes 463 amino acids. The transcript is spliced from 4 exons. The record is from RefSeq and is a predicted model, not a curated record. Gene Ontology annotation, molecular function: protein binding. Lineage: Eukaryota; Metazoa; Arthropoda; Insecta; Hymenoptera; Vespidae.
GUUCAAAUAUAGGUGGCGGUAGUAGAUCGUACCGCAUUUGGAAUCUGUCGUAUACACGUGUGCACGGUGCAAUUAAAUAGUAUACACAAACUUGAAAUUUGUUGAAGGUAUGUCGGAAAAAAUGGAUCAUGAAACAAUGAAUGAUACUGAAGAUGAAAGCAUGGAUAAUAGUAGCGAGGAUGCGGAAAGUGAAAAAAUUACAGAAAAUGAAAACGAAGAUCAAAACGGUAGUAAAAUAGAAUCAAAAGUGUAUUUACCUGGACAACCUUUAGAUGCAGAGGAGGAACUUGUUGUCGAUAAAUCUACGUAUCGUAUGUUGCAUCAUGCACAAUCUGGUGCACCGUGUCUUAGCUUUGACGUAAUCUUAGAUGAUCUUGGUAGCGAUAGAGAAACUUAUCCUCUUAGCAUGUACCUGGUUGCUGGUACCCAGGCUGCUAAAGCACAUGUAAAUAAUCUUCUUGUCAUGAAAAUGUCAAAUUUGCAUGGCAUAAAAGAUAUAGAUUCGGAAGAUGAAUCGAGUGAUUCUGAAGAUGAAAAUAAUGAACGGAUUCCUGUUAUGACGGUUGCUCCAAUUAAACAUCAAGGGUGUGUUAAUAGAGUAAGAUGUACACAAAUUGAACAUACAACGUUAGCAGCAAGUUGGAGUGAAUUAGGUCGAGUAAACCUUUGGAAUUUGAAUGAACAAUUAAAAGCAGUUGAUAAUACUGCGUCGCUUCUUUCGUAUCGUAAAAGAUGUGAGAAACCUGAUGGUGGUGUAAAACCAUUGUUUACUUUUAAUGGACAUCUUACAGAAGGAUAUGGUCUUGAUUGGUGUCCUACAGAAAAAGGCACAUUAGCUUCUGGAGACUGUAAGGGUAAUAUACACAUAUGGCGCAUCAGUGGAAAUGAUACUAGUGCAACUUGGCAAGUCGAUCAAAGGCCGUAUAAUUCACAUGCACCAUAUAGCGUAGAAGAUAUUCAGUGGUCUCCUAAUGAAAGAAAUGUUUUGGCUUCUUGUUCGGUCGAUAAAAGUAUAAAGAUAUGGGAUACAAGGGUCAGCCCACAAUCCGCGUGUAUGCUAUCGGUCUCUGGAACACACACUGCAGAUAUUAAUGUUAUUUCUUGGAAUCGCAAAGAAAAUCAAUUCCUUGUGUCUGGAGGAGAUGAUGGAUUACUUUGCAUAUGGGACUUGAGGGAAUUUAGUCCAAAUGGAUCAACUCCUCUUGCAACUUUUAAACAACACACCGCACCUGUAACAACCGUAGAAUGGCAUCCUCAAGAAGCCACUGUGUUUGCAUCAGGUGGUGCAGAUGAUCAAAUCGCGCAAUGGGAUCUGUCAGUAGAAGUAGAUCAUUCGGAAGAAUCCAAAGACAAUGAAAUAACAGAUUUACCUCCACAGUUAUUGUUUAUACAUCAAGGUCAAACAGACAUUAAGGAAUUACAUUGGCAUCCACAGUGUCCUGGUACUAUAAUAUCGACGGCACAUUCUGGGUACAAUAUAUUUCGUACUAUUAGUGUCUAAUGAAUUUAUAAUUUUAAUUAUAUAUUGUCAAAAUAUUCAAAAGAAUAUACUUUUUGUAAUUUC